UCAAAUGGUUGACAUUGUUUGGAAGUUAUAUAACUUUCCCGAUUAAAGUUGGAGAAAAUUUAUUCUUCUUUCUCAUCGAAUCCACAGAUUUGCUAGCUAGGGCACGCCUCUUCUCUCUCACUCUCUCCGCGGCCUCCUCUCAGAUUUGCGCCGCUACGCAAAUCCUGGUCCUUAUUCCAGGGUUUAAGAUUCUAGAUUUCAAGACUCAAAAAGGAUCAGUCGAAGUUCAAAGAAGCAUUAUUUUCGUAUUGCUGUUUGAAAGAAAGAUAGCAUUUUCACCGGGUUUUAGGGUUCAUAAUCUUAUUUGAGUCAUAUUUCAGCAACAAUGUAUCUUCAGUUUUACAUAAAUGAUAAUGGUGAUAAAGUUUACACUACCAAGGUAAUGGAUCUUCAUUGAACUAAACAUCAUGUUAUGUUUUUCUUCAUUUAAAGAUUAAUUUUUCAUUUGUAAUAACCAUAUAUUAGUUCAUGAGAGAUGAUGACAUGUUUAAGGACUCUAUUUAUAUAUGCUAAUAAGCGAAAAUGUCAGUAAGGCUCUGUUUGGUUAAACAACUUAUUUGCAGCUUAAACACUUAUGUAUAACCCAUUUUUGUAGCAAAAGAUAAAAGAAAGUUAAUUUUUUUUUGUUUGAUUGUUUUCAUAAACUAUCUUGGAGAACUUAUGAAAAUAAGCUGAAAACAACUUAUAAACAUAAACAUAAACAUGUCAUAAGCUGUUUUCAUAUGUUCUCCCAAACAACCUUACUCAACUUAUGUCAUAUGUUUUCAUAGCCACUCGUUGUUUAACAUUUUACAAUAAGAAUUUAUAUUUUUUCAAAAAAAGAAAAGAAAAGAGUUCCCCCCAUUCUUCCUUUCCCUUCCUCUCCACCGGCCGAACUCACUCCAUUCCGCCUCUCCGCCGGUCACGAACUCACUCCGCCUUCAUCCUUCUUCACCUCACGUUCUCACACCUCCAGCCACUAUUCACGUUCUCUCGUCUUCAGAGGUAUGCUUUUCUCCGUAUCACGUACUCAAAUUUCUACAAUUUUUUGCCUAUAGUUGAAAACCCUAAUUAAAAAAUUACCCCCAAUAAGUUGUCUUAAUAAAUUAUGUCUUUUUUCAUAACAAUAUACUCUCGCCAUUCCUUUUUAAGCGUCGUUUUGGAUUGCACUGUUCACAUAAUCUACUUUGACCAUGAUAUAUAAACCCAAAUAUUAGCAAAUAAGUACAAAUAUUUUCAAAAUAUAAAAUUUUCAUAUUUUUUUUUAUAAUAGAUAAUUAAAGAUACUAUGAUUAAAUUUAUGCAUUGGAAUGUGUGCAGCAGUGAUAAAAACGACACUUAAAAAAGAGGGAAGGAAAAGAUCAAGUUAUGUAUGGAAGUUUUGUUUUGAAUAUGUAGUUGAUGUUUUGCAAAAGAUUGGAUUGGAUUUAUGAACUGAUUGUCUUUUGAUGUAGUUUUGUAAGUGACCUGGGUUUGUCAUGGAUUUGGAAUUGGAUGAAACAUGAAGCUUAUAUAUAGCUAUUAUCUUUAUAUGAGACAUUCUGUUUUGAAUCUGGAGGGUUUGGUUGUUUUUCAAGAUUAUGGUGUUUUGAUGCAAUCGUUUGGAAACUGAUAGAUUAUGUCUUUCUUUUUGCUAUGUUGAUUUUGGUGUAAUUUUAAGUAUUGUCCACUAUAACAAGUUAUAUCUGAGUGAUUUCUUUCUUGGUGUGGUGCUCUUUAGCUUCAAAAUAAAGUUCUAUUCUUUUUUCCAAUGUUUUUCUUUUGUGAACUUGAGUUAUUUUCAUAGCUAUAUUCUUGUGCAGUCUCUAUCUUAGGUGAGGAUUGCCUCUAGUAUAUAAACACUUAGUCAGACCAUCUCUCAACCGAUGUGAGACUCUUAACACACCCCCUCACGCCCAGCACUAUUGGGCUUGGUGCGUGGAUAUAAACGGUAGGUGGCCCGAUAGCGGAAACCUGAUAACAGGUGGCCCAACGGAUCGUAGAGAGGCUCUGAUACCAUCUUAGAAUUGAGUAUUGAGCCUAACUCAUCCUUACAAAACCGGCUUGUAAAGUGAAGAUUGCAUCUUGCUUAUAAACAUUCAUUUAGGCCAUCUCGCAACCGAUGUGGGACUCUUAACAUUCUAAUUUAUGUCUUUUUUUAGUUACAGAUUUAGUGAAAACAACAUUAGAUUUAUGUAUUACUAAUUCAGGGGUGUGUUUAAGUUGUUGGUUCCUUCACUUGUUCUGUUUAUUUUGCCUCUUGUGCUGUAAAUCGUGUUUCGACUCUUGUCAUUUGUGUCUUAACCAGAUAGUGCAGUGUCUUUUUUAUGCUUCUAGAUUCUGGUUAUGUACUUGAUGCUUAGGAUUAUGUAAUUGUGAGGGUGUCUUUAUCUAUCAAUUUCAGUUCCACUCAUUCUUUUGGUUUUUCUUCCAUUUAUAUGCUGCCUUUGUGAUAUUUUAACUAAACCUGGUAUGAUUUCAUCACUGUAAUUUUUUUUUAUUGUUUUUAUAGUUUUUUCUUAUCCUAAUUGUAUAUUCACUAUGAAAUAUAAUUUUGUUAUCUUACUGACAUUGAACAUGUUCAAUUGAACAUAUUAUGUAUUUUGAUUUUGCUGUUAUAUGUGUAAAUGAUAGAAAUUUUGGGCACAAACAGUAAAAUCUGAGAUUUUAGCUACUUAUCAUGUUUUUGCCACUCAUUUCACUACAUUUAAUAAUGCUGAUGCUACUUUAUUCCAUUUAUAUUCAGAAACUCAACUUUUUGUUAUUAGCAAUUGAGGAAAGGAAAGUUUAAUGUUAUUUAGUUAUAUACUAUGUUGCGUUUUAGAAACCAUUCUUGAUGACAGGAUAUCUAUAAAACGGGAAAUGAAUCCUUUCGCAUAAAUUGUAUGUACUAGUGAUAUCAGAUUCUAAGAGUGACAAAACUUGAGUUGUUUGUGCUCGUGCCCUUAUCUCAUUUGCUGCCAUUUCUUUUAGUUUAUUACUAUUCUUUUGCUGAUAUACACAUGUAUGCAAGCACUGCUUAAUCUCGUGAAUUUGGUGUCACAAGUUGUCAAUGAUGUUGUCUAGUACUAGUAAGUAGUAUAUGUGUGUCCAUUGUGAAAGCUAUUUUUUAGGUGUCAUUUAAUUAAUUCUCUCUAUUGCAUUUGCAUUCAUACACACUUCAAGUGUACAUUGUAAUAUAUCAUGCGACACUUCAUAUAUCAAAUAUACGCAAGUCGUGAUGCUUUUCUUGAUUUGUAUGAAAUGAAUAUGUCAACUAUUGUAUGAAAAAAUGGUUGAACAUGUUUAGGAGCGAAAUUGGCCUCCAAAAGUGAAGUAGAAAGCGAAGAGAAACUAAACAAAAACGAAAAGAAAGUGAGAGCCUGCUCAUCGUUAAAGAAUUGGAAUGGAUUUCAACACCCCAAUACGAUCCAACACCACGCCCCUCUCCAAUCCAGUCUUCAAAUCUAAACUCAUUAUCUUAAACGAAUGGUGGCUCAUGAAGCCUCAAAACCAGUGCAAGGGUUUAGCUCUUGCUGGCAUUGCUUCAAUGGAGAGAGAAAGAAUGUUUCUAUCUUCUGUGAUUGUAAAGAGGCAUGAACCCAAUGUUGUAGAGACUGAAGAUGGCAUCACAAUAAUCUUCCGUGGUUUUAUUAACUCCUCUCGUACAUCUCAAAAUGGAUUUUCCUCUGAUGUAUGUCGCCGGUUCUUAGUUGGAUUUCCACACAAUUGGAAAAAUUAUUUUGUUCAUAGUUCAGGAAAUGAAUGUCAAUAUGUGGAUAAAGUUACCGGUUUUGAUGACUCAAAUGCUUCUUCCCACAAAAAAACAGCUGAUGAGAAUUCACAGGAAGUUAUGGAAGCUGAAGAUAAUGGAAAUAUUGUGAGUAUUAGGUUGCCUCAACCGCAGGUUGGCAUGGUUGAUAAUGGUGAAAAUGUAGUCUCAGAUGUUAACGAAUUACAUGCUUCUUCCCACCUAAAAACAGCUGAUGUGGCUUCGCAUGAAGCUAUGGAAGCCGAAGAUAAAGACAAUAUUGCGAGUCUUAGGUUGUCUCAACCGCUGGUCAACGUGGGUUAUAAUGGUGAAAAUAGAGUCUCAGAUGUAGACGACUUGAAUGCUUCUUUCCACAAAAACACAGCUCAUGUGAUUUCACAUGAACCUAUGGUAGCUGAAGCUAACGUCAAUAUCGGGAGUCUUAGGUUAUCUCAACCGCAGGUUGAUUUGAUUAAUAAUGGUGAAAAUGGAGUCUCAAUUGUUGCAGCAGCUGAAAGUAGACAAUCUUUGAUGAGUGUGUUUGAAUUUGAUCCUAUUCAUGAGCAAAGCAAUGUUAGGUCUCCACUUAACCCAAAGAAAUUGGAAUUUGAACAGUUAUCAAGUGACCGCAAGGAGAAAAAACGUAUCAAGAAGAAGAUUGUAGAGGGUACAAGUAGUUUGUGUAAAAAGGUGCUGACAAGAAGCAUUGCCAAAAAAAGCCACAUGAUGCUUAAAAGGGAUGUGAAAGCUGAAGUAAAAUGUUCUAGUAGUCCUGUUAGAAGAUCUCCCAGGGUACUUAAUUAUGGAAAAAAAAUUAGCUAUUUGGAUUUUUUUGAAGAUUUGGAUUUUUUUUGAAGAUAUAUAGGUGUAGUUGGCAUAGGAUUUGGGGUCCUUUGGAAUUUUCAAACUGGUGCCUCAGGAAGCAUAUAUUCUAUAAGUUUUAGAGUUUGCUUUUGUUUUAAACUUUUACCCCUUUUUGGGAUGUUGAAUUAAAGAUAUAUCUUUAGUGGGUAUAUAUA
Messenger RNA from Trifolium pratense (red clover), 4707 nucleotides. RefSeq lists its product as uncharacterized. The record is from RefSeq and is a predicted model, not a curated record. The transcript has 6 exons. NCBI's taxonomy places the organism in Eukaryota, Viridiplantae, Streptophyta, Magnoliopsida, Fabales, Fabaceae. Bases 3344 to 4543 code for a protein of 399 amino acids.